CAGACACUUUACUGUCUCUCUCAAAAGAGUUGCUUCAGUUGGUCAUCAGCUUCAGAUUAUGACUGCAACUGGUGUGGCAGUGCAUUGUUAUUGGAACGGGCGAGUGAAAAAGGAAAAGGGCGAUGUUGAUUAUGAAGGUGACAAUGUCAACAUCAUGCCUGUUAAGCUCAACUAUGGAACUACCUAUGCUGAAUUGUUGGAUAAAAUCUAUACAAUCACAGGCAUUGACAGAUGGGGUUUUGAGUUGAACAUCAUAUGCAGAUAUCCUAUAUCUUCACGGGAAUAUAAACAGAUCCCAAUAAAGAAUGAUGAGGCUGUGGAACUGAUGUUGGAGGUCCCAAUCAGAUCAGGGGUGUUCUGUGUAGAAAUAUAUUUGGAGACUAAUGCAGUCAAUAAACCAUUUCAUGUUGAAGCAAAUGCACCAGCAAAUGUGCAAAUAUCUCCUUUGAGUCAUUUGCUAAAAGGAGAGUGUAAUGCGGUCUAUUCAAACGAUUGGGAGACAUCAUCCAAGCAUUCAAAUCAUUCUCCUAAAAAAGACGAUAAUCAGAUGGAGGGACGAAAGUGGGAGGAGUUAAACAGGGACUGUUUGGUGAAUGUGUUUCAAAAAGUGGGAAUGGAGUCAAUGUUGUUGGAUGUUCCCCUUGUAUGCAAGUCAUGGCAUAAAGCGAGCCUCGAUCCUAAGUGCUGGGAGUUUCUCAUUUUUCCUGAAUAUAUCCAGCCUGAUGAUAUAUGGGGGAGGGGCCCCUUUGCAGAAAGGUUUAUGCUGGAAUUUCAAUUCUUUGUCACUGCAUUCAUAAAGUCUGUAAUCGACCGUAGCUGUGGACAUGCCACUGCACUUAGCCUCCCCAUCUGCUGCACCGAAGAGGCAUUCAAGUAUGCUGCUAACAAGUGUCCUAAACUAGAGCUUUUGGGAUUGAAUGCUGUUCUACUUCACAAGCAUUCCAGUAUUAUCCCAAAAUUGAUAUCCAGGUGGAAAAAUCUGCAAUCGUUGGUACUUAGGAGCAGCCAUGGCAUGGAGGAAAUCCUCGCCCCAAUUCGUCUUUUCUGCAGAAACUUCACAAGGCUAUCCGCUCCAAAAACGAAUGUUGGCAACAAGGAAGCAUAAGCCAUUGUCACCUCGCUGCCAAACCUUAGGUAUUUGGUUCUAAAUGGAGCAUCCAUUGAGCGGGAAAGUUUAGUGAUGAUAUUGCAGGGCUGCAAACAGCUUAUCAAGAUAGAUGUGAGGGAAUGUGAUGGUUUUGAUGAGGAUGAUGCUGAGAUAUUGAAGCUUGCUUCUCAUAUUCCUUCAUUCAUGUGCAAAGGUUCGUUCCUUUAUGACCCCUUCGAUGACUAUGAGCAUACCCAAAUUGAUCACAAUUACCGUGUUUAUGGUUAUGGUUGCUGUUAUGAUUAUGAUUGAGACUCGGUGAAUCUACUUCAGUUUUGACUUGUUGAUUAGCCUAUAGCUGCUAUGAGAAGCUCCCUUGUGUGCCUUCACAUAUAUGUAAUGUAAGACUCAAAAUAUGUUAAUAUUGUUUGAGCCUUUUGCAACGUAUGUUUAUAAAUACCUCCUCCAACUAUAGAAUGUAAUUAAAUAUAUAAAUUCUGUUGUGAUUGUGUGCAUUAAA
Messenger RNA from Vitis riparia (riverbank grape), 1607 nucleotides. RefSeq lists its product as uncharacterized. The record is from RefSeq and is a predicted model, not a curated record. The transcript is spliced from 4 exons. Gene Ontology annotation, molecular function: protein binding. The coding region runs from base 59 to 1105 and encodes 348 amino acids. NCBI's taxonomy places the organism in Eukaryota, Viridiplantae, Streptophyta, Magnoliopsida, Vitales, Vitaceae.